CUAAGUUUUAACUUUUAGUGUGUGAUUACUGAUUGACGACUUGUUUAAGAGAAAAAUCAUUAAUUUGUGUACUUUUACCUUAAAUCUGAAUAUAUAACGUUUACUACUACACUCUAAAAUAGCGAAAUAUUAUUUUUCUAUAGUGAUAAUCAUAAGUAAUUCACAGUAGUCGUUACUUGAAUGGUGGCUAACGUUAUAUUAUCCUCUAUAUUACCUAUAUCCGCAAACACACAAAAAAGUAAUUGUUAUAAUAAGAGUUUUAUUUCAACGAAGUUAAAAUUAGUUUUUUUGUGAUGCAUACUACUAUGAGCUCGCAGCAAAGUCCAGCCAACAUGCAAACGGUUGUGGACAGAGAAAAGAUUUAUUCCUGGAUAUUAGAACUAUGCAAUCCUGAAACUCGGGAAAAUGCACUCUUGGAACUUAGUAAAAAGAGGGAAGUUGUACCAGAUUUGGCACCAAUGCUAUGGCAUAGUUUUGGCACUAUAGCAGCACUGUUACAGGAAAUAACUAACAUUUAUGUGGCUAUGAUUCCGGCAACUCUGACAGCACAUCAAAGCAAUCGAGUUUGUAAUGCAUUAGCUUUAAUGCAGUGUGUUGCAUCUCAUCCAGAGACAAGGUCAGCUUUUUUACAAGCUCAUGUUCCGCUCUUUCUUUAUCCUUUUCUUCACACAGUUUCCAAAACUCGCCCUUUUGAAUAUCUCCGCCUUACCAGUCUCGGAGUAAUAGGAGCAUUAGUCAAAACAGAUGAACAAGAAGUUAUAACAUUCCUAUUAACUACUGAAAUUAUUCCUUUGUGCUUACGUAUUAUGGAAAAUGGAUCAGAAUUAUCAAAGACAGUAGCUACAUUCAUCUUACAAAAAAUCCUAUUAGAUGAUAGUGGCCUGUGUUAUAUAUGUCAAACAUAUGAUAGAUUUUCCCAUGUAGCUAUGAUAUUAGGAAAAAUGGUAUUAUCUCUAGCUAAGGAUCCAUCUGCAAGGCUUCUUAAACAUGUUGUCAGAUGUUACUUACGCUUAUCAGAUAAUCCUAGAGCUAGGGAAGCUUUGAGACAAUGUCUUCCAGAUCAAUUGCGUGAUGCUACAUUUACUGCUUGUUUACAAGAAGAUAAUUCUACUAAGCAUUGGCUUGCACAAUUAAUCAAGAAUUUAGAAGCUCAACCAGCACCAGCAAGUCCUGCUCAAGCAAACAUGUACAGAUCAACAUGAAUCCAGUAGCAUAAUAUGAAGUUGUAAAAUGGACUGUAAAAAUUUACAAAAAUAAAUUUUAUAGUUUUGUA
Pieris brassicae (large cabbage white) is the source of this 1273-nucleotide messenger RNA. RefSeq names its product CCR4-NOT transcription complex subunit 9 (gene Rcd-1). Gene Ontology annotation, cellular component: CCR4-NOT core complex; P-body; CCR4-NOT complex. Gene Ontology annotation, biological process: negative regulation of translation; mRNA catabolic process. The record is from RefSeq and is a predicted model, not a curated record. The transcript has 2 exons. Bases 294 to 1202 code for a protein of 302 amino acids. Lineage: Eukaryota; Metazoa; Arthropoda; Insecta; Lepidoptera; Pieridae.